CACAAAUACUUCCCAGAACCAAGAGCCUCGUCAUUGUUAUUAUUGUGGACGAACUGGACAUCUUAUAGCCAAAUGUAGGGCCAGACAAGCAGAGCAAAAAUCUAAAGAUGAUCGAAGAAAUGAUAAAAGAGAUAAUUAUAGGAGAGAUGAUUACAGAAGAGAUGACUAUAGAAGAGAUAAAUGUAGAAAAUCUCAUUCUCAUAGCCGUGAUCGCUCUUAUAAAAGUUCUUCACGAGACAGAAGAAAUUCUAGAGAAAAUUCUCAAGAAAGAAGCAGAUAUUCAGACUCUUAUAAUAAUGAUAGUAGGAGAACUAGCUUCUGCUCUCUCUCACCUUAUCGUAGAGACAUUAAUUACCUUGGUCAUGACAGUACUCCACCUUCAGCCUCCCCAGUUCCUUCUAAUAACAA
Dentiscutata erythropus is the source of this 408-nucleotide messenger RNA. The record is from the annotation of a GenBank genome assembly. Lineage: Eukaryota; Fungi; Glomeromycota; Glomeromycetes; Diversisporales; Gigasporaceae.